GUGAAUGGAGGCACCAUGAACAUUUGGGAGGUGAUCCUGGCUUUCUUGAUUGUGGUGCUCAUCCUUGUGUCGUUGCUGUCCAAUGUGUUGGUGCUGAUCUGCUUUCUGUAUAGUGCAGAUAUUCGCAAGCAAGUCCCAGGAUUGUUUAUCCUCAACCUGACCUUCUGCAACUUGUUGAUGACUGCUUUGAACAUGCCCCUCACUCUGGCUGGGAUCAUUUACAAGAAUCCACCAGGAGGAGACCAGCUUUGCCACAUAGUAGGUUUUUUAGAGACUUUUUUGACUACCAACUCCAUGCUGAGCAUGGCAGCUCUCAGCAUUGACCGGUGGAUAGCAGUGGUGUUUCCUCUAAACUAUCAUUCCAAGAUGCGCUACAAAGAUGCUGCCCUCAUACUGAGCUACACGUGGUUUCACUCAGUGUCCUUCCCAAUCGUGGCAACUUCUCUUUCUUGGGUGGGAUUCCACCAUCUUUAUGCCUCCUGCACCCUGUACAAUAAGAGACUGGAGGACAGGACCCAGUUUAUGAUUUUCACAGGCAUUUUUCAUUCCUUCAGCUUCCUCCUCUCUCUCAUAGUUUUGUGUUUCACAUAUCUAAAAGUGCUGAAGGUGGCACGCUUUCACUGUAAAAGGAUUGACGUGAUUACUAUGCAGACCCUUGUGCUCCUUGUGGACAUCCAUCCCAGCGUAAGGGAGCGAUGUCUAGAAGAACAGAAGAGACGGAGACAACGAGCAACCAAGAAGAUCAGUACAUUUAUUGGCACUUUUAUACUUUGUUUUGCGCCGUAUGUAAUCACAAGAUUAGUAGAAUUGUCAUCAAUAGUUCCCAUCAAUGCUCACUGGGGAGUUAUUUCCAAAUGUCUGGCCUAUAGCAAAGCUGUUUCAGAUCCCUUUGUUUAUUCUUUGUUACGACAUCAGUAUAAGAAGACAUGGAAAGACAUAAUAAAUAAGAUGCUGAAAAGAGGCUCAAUAAAUUCAUCAGCUCUCACAAGUGAAUCACAAAGUCGAAAUUUUUUGCAAGGGAAUGAAUGA
Python bivittatus (Burmese python) is the source of this 1029-nucleotide messenger RNA. It is a transcript of the gene GPR26, whose product is annotated as G protein-coupled receptor 26. Gene Ontology annotation, cellular component: membrane. Gene Ontology annotation, biological process: adenylate cyclase-activating G protein-coupled receptor signaling pathway. Gene Ontology annotation, molecular function: G protein-coupled receptor activity. The record is from RefSeq and is a predicted model, not a curated record. NCBI's taxonomy places the organism in Eukaryota, Metazoa, Chordata, Lepidosauria, Squamata, Pythonidae.